AUGAUUUGUGACACCUGCAUCGGUGCAAUUCAUGAUAGAAAGGGAUGGGCUAUUAGCGACCACGCCGAAUUCGAGACGACAAUCUUACUGGCUCAUCACGAGUCUAUUGCCAGUCUCGAAGCAUCUGCUCUGGAAGCCUGCGAGAUAUGCCACCCGUUCUGGUGGCAAAUAGAUGAGAAUGAGAGGUCCACGCUGAGAGAUUUUGAUACACAAUGGGCUAAACGUCAUGAUGCUGGAGCGAAACCGAGGAUAAGUGGCGAGAAGCUCGACGUUGACAAUUUAGAUGGAUUGGUCAUUAUUUGUGCCAUAAUCAACUUCGGUGCGCAGGACGACAUGAAGGCCAUAGGCAUGGACCUUACGGUGUGGUGUCCAUAUCGCUUGAGCCAGACUUCGGUAAAGAAUGUCCGCUGA
Messenger RNA from Colletotrichum gloeosporioides, 411 nucleotides. RefSeq lists its product as uncharacterized. Lineage: Eukaryota; Fungi; Ascomycota; Sordariomycetes; Glomerellales; Glomerellaceae. The transcript has a single exon. Bases 1 to 411 code for a protein of 136 amino acids. The record is from RefSeq and is a predicted model, not a curated record.